This is a messenger RNA of Mizuhopecten yessoensis (Yesso scallop), 2418 nucleotides long. Its product is annotated as NFX1-type zinc finger-containing protein 1-like. The record is from RefSeq and is a predicted model, not a curated record. Gene Ontology annotation, molecular function: helicase activity. The transcript is spliced from 2 exons. Bases 1 to 2418 code for a protein of 805 amino acids. Gene Ontology annotation, cellular component: nuclear RNA-directed RNA polymerase complex. Gene Ontology annotation, biological process: regulatory ncRNA-mediated heterochromatin formation. Lineage: Eukaryota; Metazoa; Mollusca; Bivalvia; Pectinida; Pectinidae.
AUGGACGAGGACAGAGGAGAAAGGCGUAGAGGUGGAGAUAGAGGGGGAAGAGCAGGAAGUGGAGGAGACAGAAGGGUAGCAGAUGAUAGAGGAGGUGGGGAAGGAGGAGGCGGCGGAGGAGAACGACGGCGAGGAGGAGCACGAGGAGGAGGUCGUUAUGACGAUCAGGGUAAAGUUCCGCGUCCGUGGAAAACAUGCCUAGGCUUUAAGAAACUUACCGACUUACAACAUAAGGAGCCUUCUGAUAUUCUUAUAUCAAUAGCUCACUCCGAUAGUGGACUCCAGGAGGGAUUGAAUGACGCUACACUCAGCAGGGACUUUGUCACCCUGUUUCUAAGGUGUAUAGCGAAGGCCUGUCAGUGUCAAUCCGCUCCGGCAAAAAUCAUACAGCUUCUGACUCUGGUACACAAUUCUACUUUCAUCGAUACCACACUUCCAGCUUUCAUUGUAAGAAUGAAGUCGGAACAAUCUCCUAACAGACAACGAAAAUUCAAAGAACCUCUUCACGACUCCAUAUGCAUCAUUUCAGAGAUCGCCCGUCGGAGUCCUAGCUCAAUAACAUCUGUCUUUGGUGUAAUUGGGAUUCUGGAUACGGUUUUAAAAAUACUUCGAGCGACGACCGAAAUCAUAGACGAUGAUUUGUUAAAGGCUUUUGAUGAUUGUUGCACGCUGAAAGACCAAAUGCUUGAGGAAGUGCAGAAAAGAUCAAGAAGGAAAGAAGGAACCGCUGUGAGACAUGAUGAGGACGAACCUCCAGAUAACUUUCGGGAGAUGUCCGUGUUCCCUGAAAAAUCUGAUAUUCAGAUGGAAGAAGGUCCGUUUCUGCGUAGGAACAUCAGAGAAGGAGCUUUCAAAGACCUUGCCCACUACCUCGACGUCCAGUUCAGACUGCUGCGGGAGGACUUUGUGGGACCUCUACGGGAGGGAAUCCAUGGUUAUAUAACAGCAGUACAGACUGGAAAAUCAAAACGUUCAAACGAAAUGCGUGUUUAUCAUGACGUCAAGGUGAUAUGCCCGAUCGGAACAAAUAAUGGGCUUUGUCAUCGAAUCUGUUUUGACGUCAGCAGAAUGCAGUAUGUGAACUGGGAGUCGAGUAAGCGUCUCAUUUUCGGUUCUUUGGUUUGUCUCUCGAAUGAUAACUUUAAAACUCUACUGUUCGCCACCGUCGCCGAGCGAGACGCCAAAAAUCUCGAAGAAGGAAUUUUGGACAUAAAGUUUGAAGGCUUGAUUAAGAGAAAUUUCAAUCUGGAUUUCAACAAGAAAUAUGUCAUGGCAGAAACGGUGGCAUAUUUUGAAGCUUAUCGGCACGUCUUGAAAGGCCUUCAAAACAUCAAUGAAGGCGAUCUUCCAUUUGAAAAGUACAUAAUUAAAUGCAACACUAAGAUGCAAGCUCCCCUUUACCUGAGACAAAACCAAGAUGCAAAACUUGACUUGCGACCGCUUGUAGAUGAACAUUUCAUAGUAAGAAGUGUUAGGCAACAGGCACUUCAACCUCUGAAUAAAGAAUUCAGUGACAAGGCGGCCGUCGCGAGGUCGGUAGAACCUAAGGGUGUGUGGCCUAACUCGGAGCUGUUACAUCUUGAUGAAUCUCAGUUUCGUGCGGUUAAGCGAGCACUUACCAGUGAGUUUGUCCUCACCCAGGGUCCUCCAGGAACAGGCAAAACCUAUAUCGGACUUAAGAUAGUGAAAGCUCUCCUCCACAACCACGCCCUCUGGAACACCGAUCAAGAAACACAAGAGCCAGACUGCAGGCCGAUGCUUGUAGUCUGCUAUACUAACCAUGCCCUCGAUCAGUUCAUCGAAGGCAUAAGCUCUUUUUUCAAAGGAUCCAUACUAAGAGUCGGUGGAAGGAGUUCAAGUGAAGCAAUGAAACGGUUUAGCUUGAACAAUAUGCGCUCCCGAAUGCGGGAAAAACGAGAGGUACCAGAGGAAAUACAUCGUGGAAGAAGGAACGCAAGGAACCAAAUAAAAGACCUCCAAGACGCAAUAAACCGUAUCUCGGGUUCCUUAGAAAUUGCUAACCGAGAGCUUUUAAACGAAGAUGUGCUAGAAUCGUUCAUGGGGAGAUUUUACGCAGAUAUCGUUGAUACAGAACACAUGUUCAACUAUUUCGACAAAAGGUUUUCAACUCGACAAAGAAAGAAACACGCUGCUAUAUUGGUCUGGCUAGGUAUCGAUACACUUGUAGUUGACAAGAAUGAGCAAAACGCUGAUUUGAGGGGUGGAGGGGGCCAAGAUGCUUUUGUUGCUGCUGCAGCGGCAGCAAACGUAGAGGUCCAACAUCAACCGGAAGAUCGGGCACAAUUGGACGCCGACGUUUUGGAAUUACCUGUAGCUCAAGGCGAUGACAACGAAGAGGAGGAAGAGUUCAUCGAUGUUAUUGAUGAGAAAUGGAAAAAGCGGAAUCUGACAUGCUGA